This is a messenger RNA of Ostreococcus lucimarinus CCE9901, 1156 nucleotides long. RefSeq lists its product with no specific name. Gene Ontology annotation, biological process: triglyceride biosynthetic process. Bases 1 to 1143 code for a protein of 380 amino acids. Gene Ontology annotation, cellular component: endoplasmic reticulum. Gene Ontology annotation, molecular function: glycerol-3-phosphate O-acyltransferase activity. Lineage: Eukaryota; Viridiplantae; Chlorophyta; Mamiellophyceae; Mamiellales; Bathycoccaceae. The transcript has a single exon. The record is from RefSeq and is a predicted model, not a curated record.
AUGGGCGCGCGCUCGCUGUCCUUCGCCCCGUUCGACAGCUUCGGCGACGGUGAGCUCGAGCGCGAAGAGGUUCAGCGCGUGACGCCCGGAAUCGAGCUGGAAAGACGCGCGACGGCGUCGCGAACGUCGACGCCCGAGGACGCGGCGACGCUCGCGAGGUUGUUGGACUGCUCCGGCAUAUUGCAAGACGCGUGCGCGGCGAUGAUCGAUGACAGCUUCAAUCGAUGCUUUCAAGAGUCCGCGGAGGCGAAUUGGAAUUUUAACUUUUAUCUGCUGCCGCUGUGGUGGUGCGGAUGGGUGAUUCGACACUUUGUCUUGUUUCCGUUGCGACUGGGGUUCAUUUUGAGCGCGAGCGCGGCGUUCGCGUUGGCGUUUAUGUUUUCGCACUACUGCACACCGAGACGGUGGGGAUUCGAGAGAAAGUGCGUGGAGCUGUAUGCGGCGGCGUUUGUGGUUUCGUGGACGGGAGUGAUCAAGUAUCACGGGCCGAGACCGUCGCGAAGAGGACACAUGGGAGGGAUGGUGUACGUCAGUAACCACACGUCGAUGAUCGAUUACUUAGUGAUGACGCAAGUCUCACCGUUCGCGGUGAUACAGCAGAAGCAUAAAGGAUGGGUGGGGCUGUUACAGAGAACGGCGAUGAAUGCGAUAGAUUGCAUCGAGUUCAACCGCACUGAUAUCAAAGACCGCAACACAGUGGCGACGAGACUCAAGCAGCACGUGGCGGAGAAGUCGCGGUUGCCGCUGUUGAUUUUCCCCGAGGGCACGUGCGUGAACAACAAAUAUUGCGUGAUGUUCAAGCGAGGGGCGUUUGAUCUCGGCGUGGACGUCGUGCCGGUGGCGAUAAAGUACAACAACAUUUUCGUCGAUGCGUUUUGGAACUCGCGGCGACAGAGCUUUUCCAGGCACUUGUGCACACUCAUGAGCUCUUGGGCCGUCGUCGCGGAUGUAUGGUACAUGGAGCCACAGAGAAAACGUGAGGAUGAAACAAGCAUCGAGUUUGCGGAGCGUGUGCGAGGAAUGAUAUGCAAGCGCGCGGGUUUGAAAGCCGUACCCUGGGACGGUAUGCUCAAGUACUAUCGACCUUCGCCGCGCGAGUGUGAAGCGCGUCGCAAAGCGUUUUUAGCGGGUCUCAUGGCUUAGCCUCAUAACCUUC